Molecule: messenger RNA, 577 nt
Organism: Acaulospora morrowiae
Lineage: Eukaryota; Fungi; Glomeromycota; Glomeromycetes; Diversisporales; Acaulosporaceae
Source: the annotation of a GenBank genome assembly
CAGAGAGACUCAAGAACAAACUGCUACUAGACGAUCUGCAGAUGCCUUGCGACACCGACGAUCAAGACAAGAAGAAAGAGCUGAUAAUCAAGAAAUGUUUCAAAAAAGAGCUGCUAAAGUAGCUAGAAUACGUACUAUCAAUGCCACCCGAGCCAGAAAUUAUAGACAGCAAGAAACUGAAGAUGAUACUCAAAAUCGACGAUCAGUAGAAGCUGAGCAACAACGUGCAAGAUGUCAAACACAAACUCCUGAGGAAGCAAUAUUAGAAAGAGUUACUAAUGCUAAUCGAAAUCGACAAUCAAGAUAUCUCCAGAUGACCCAACUAACCUCAACUUAUCAAGAGGCAUUAUCAUUUACUAACUCAUUUCCGGAUGAAGUUAAUGUUGGAAAAAUGGAUGUCAUUUGCGAUGCAUGUGGCGCUCUCCAUUUUGCAGGUGAACGUACAGGUCGAGAAUCAAAUAUUUUUUCUUCGUGUUGCCAGAAGGGUGCAGUUGUUCUUGAAAAAUCUCGACCAUUUCCAGACGAAUUAAAAGCAUUAUUUGAGAAAAGUUAUCCACUAUCAUCAAAGUUUUUAUGA